Carya illinoinensis is the source of this 2636-nucleotide messenger RNA. Its product is annotated as UDP-rhamnose/UDP-galactose transporter 5. The record is from RefSeq and is a predicted model, not a curated record. Gene Ontology annotation, molecular function: UDP-galactose transmembrane transporter activity; antiporter activity. The transcript is spliced from 6 exons. Bases 327 to 1046 code for a protein of 239 amino acids. Gene Ontology annotation, cellular component: Golgi apparatus. NCBI's taxonomy places the organism in Eukaryota, Viridiplantae, Streptophyta, Magnoliopsida, Fagales, Juglandaceae.
AAAAUGUAAGGCGUAUUGGUUUUUUUUCAAGUGUAUCAGUCGACCUCUCUCUAUCUAUUUCUUUCUUUAAUGGAGGGGACGGAAGAAACUCUUCCUUAUAUAUGCCGUGACAGCUAUUCGGUUUUCAACAUGCUUUGCACUUCCUAGUAGCGCCCCGAUUCCAGAAUCCCGACGCCAGCUCCUUCUUGCUUUUCCUCCUCUUCCUCGCCUCAAACGCUUGGAAUUCUUUAGAUAAAAUUAUUGUCUUUUGACAUUCAAGUGCUGUAUUUGCUUUUGUGAAGACUGAGCAGUGAAUACGGGUGAUAAAGUCAGCAACAGUAAAGAAAAUGACUUCAGCAAAGAUGGCCGAUAGGAAGGCAACUCUUGAUGCUGCCUCAUGGAUGUUUAAUGUUGUCACAUCUGUCGGAAUAAUACUUGUCAACAAAGCCUUAAUGGCCAAAUAUGGUUUUACCUUUGCUACGACGUUAACUGGUCUGCAUUUUGGCACAACCACAUUGUUGACUUUUCUUCUUCGGAGGCUGGGAUACAUUCAGGCCUCUCAUCUACCAUUUUCUGAACUUCUGAAAUUUGUUUUAUUUGCGAACUUUUCCAUAGUUGGGAUGAAUGUGAGUUUGAUGUGGAAUUCCGUGGGAUUCUAUCAGAUUGCAAAGCUGAGUAUGAUCCCGGUAUCUUGUUUUCUGGAAGUUGUCUUGGACAAGGUGCGAUACUCAAGGGACACAAAACUUAGCAUAGUAGUAGUCCUCCUUGGCGUUGCAGUCUGUACUGUUACCGAUGUGAGUGUCAAUGCCAAGGGUUUUAUUGCUGCUUUAGUAGCGGUUUGGAGCACUUCACUGCAGCAGUAUUAUGUACACUUCCUUCAGCGGAAUUAUUCUCUUGGAUCUUUCAACUUACUGGGGCACACUGCUCCAGCACAGGCGGCAUCCCUGCUGUUAUUAGGACCCUUUCUGGACUACUGGUUGACUGGUAAAAGAGUUGAUGCAUAUGGCUUUAGCCCCACGUCCUUGUGCGGUUUUGGCAUAGAACUGAGAUGCAUCCAGGAGCGCUGACUGUUUGGAGGGUCUUUGAUGCCACCUCAUGAUUGUAGGUUACCCCAUUUUAAGGAGAAGUAUAUAGGCUUUGAUCUCUUGGUUGUCAUAGCUAUUUGCUUCCGCACCCCCCACCCCCCCUUCUCUCUCUCCCCUUUAUGUGUGUGGGUAUGAGAAUGUUUCUCAGCCCAUAUAGUGUCUUUGUUUUCUGCCUCUUUCGUAAGUUUGGAUCUAUUUUCUAUCUUGAUAUGUUAUGAAAGAUGGGGAUAGGAGGGCCUGAGAAGAUGAAAUAAGGAUGGGUUGGGACUGGGAUUUAUAAAUGACAGAAAAGGAGCCAGAAGAUGAGAGAUGGAAUUGUUUUUAUAAUAUUUAAUUAGAAAAUUAAAAGAAAUAAAAACUUGAGAAUUUGUUAACCGAGGUGGCAUGUGCCGCAUGGACUUGCAUAGUCUGCAAAAAUCUAUCAAAUCGCCAUUUUUUAAGUGAGGAGAAUUUCAGUUAUUCUUUUCAUUUGGUGUGGCAUUGCAAUAGUUUUUCCAAAUUAGCGGGUCCAAUUAUCUAAAUUGGAAGAUAGUUGGAGCAUUGAAAUAAGGAUGGAAGGUAUUAAUCUUUUGUACUGUUGUGUGUUCUACGGACCUUUGAGAUGUAUAUAUAAAUUAUAAGCUAAGCAAACCAAAGGAUUACCUCCCCUACUUAUGUUUUAUACUUGUGUUUAAUAAUUCUGUUUUAUACUUAUGUUUAAUAAUUCUGUUUUAUACUUAUGUUUAAUACUUAUGUUUGAUAUUUAUGUUUAAUACUUAUCUUUUAUACUUACGUUUAAUCAGAAGUAUUAAACAAAGGUAGAAGACCACAGAAUUUCUUAGUCUGCCAUGCUACCUUAGGGAAAUAUGGUAAUCCUCCCUUUUUUUUUUUAAAAAAAUAAUAUGUUAAAAAACCCUCUAAAAUGUUGAGGGGUCAUACUUCAUAACAUCUUAUGAACGAGAAAUUUUGUGGGCAAAACAAGCAGAGGGAGAAAAAAUAACCCAAUUAAUCUAGUGAAAACUAGUGACAUGUUAUAUCAUUAACAAAGAAUUAUCACGACAAGAUUGAAGAUGAAAGCUCCCUUCGUGUCUAAUGAAAAUUUCCAAUAUACAUUGAAGCUUCAACAUGAAGUGUUACUUCUGUUGGUGUAGCACUACUAUAUGCGGUGGCUUUUAUGAUAUUUUCCUUCUAAUUGCGAGGUAGAGUCACCAAUCUAGUUAACCUUUAUUAUUUUUAUCAUUUUAUAGAUGGAAGAUACAAGGAAUAUAUGAAGCAAAGGUCAAAUAAUUUUUUCCGUCUUGUAGCUUGAACCCUCUUAAAUCUUAUCUAUCCGUGCACAUAACUCAUUCCAAUACCAAGCUCGUAUGGUUAUCUUAGAGGAUUCAAGUUUUAGGCCUAAUAUACUUGGCCCUUGAUUUUUUCUAGCUUGACUCUCUCUCCCUCUAGAUAUAUAGACCUUCAAACCUUGAUCUCAACCUUCAGGUUUGGUUACACAAAAUUAAAUUAUUUCAUCUCAUAUCAUCUAAUAAAUACAACUUUUAUAAAUUUUUACAUAAAAUAUAAUAAAUAAUUCAAUUUUUUCAAAUCUCAAAA